AUGAUCGGAGCGACACUGUACGGAUUGUUGAGAACGUGUCGCCUGGGUAGCUCGGUGUUCAUUGGCGCUGCGGUUCCGUUCACUCCAUUUGCGACCCGAUCCCAGUGCGGACGUGUGUGUUCUCUCCGCUACGAGCAAGACUGGAGCGUCCACCGUCUGGGGAGAGAGAGACUUGAGCUCCAGGUGGCGUUGUACAAGUGCUACGGGAAGGAGGCCACACAGCACUCGCUGUCUCGUACGCUAGGCGCGCUGUAUCGACGUUGUCAGAAUACGGUCGGAGUUCUGUGGCUAGAGUGUGCGUUCGCGCGUGUCUGCGUGCGCGAGAUCAGAGUGCAGGAUCCUACUACCGACUCCUGCGCAGCAGGACGCUAA
Knipowitschia caucasica is the source of this 372-nucleotide messenger RNA. Lineage: Eukaryota; Metazoa; Chordata; Actinopteri; Gobiiformes; Gobiidae. The record is from the annotation of a GenBank genome assembly.